This is a messenger RNA of Protobothrops mucrosquamatus (brown spotted pit viper), 1413 nucleotides long. It is a transcript of the gene CD36, whose product is annotated as CD36 molecule. The coding region runs from base 1 to 1413 and encodes 470 amino acids. NCBI's taxonomy places the organism in Eukaryota, Metazoa, Chordata, Lepidosauria, Squamata, Viperidae. Gene Ontology annotation, cellular component: cell surface; caveola; cytoplasm. The transcript has 12 exons. The record is from RefSeq and is a predicted model, not a curated record. Gene Ontology annotation, molecular function: scavenger receptor activity; low-density lipoprotein particle binding; low-density lipoprotein particle receptor activity. Gene Ontology annotation, biological process: lipoprotein transport; lipid storage; long-chain fatty acid import into cell.
AUGGGGUGCAAUCGAAACUGUGGCUUGCUGACGGGAACAAUCAUUGGAGCAGCGUUAGCCAUCCUCGGAGGAAUUUUAAUCCCAGUUGGAAAUAACCUCAUUGAGGACACAGUAAAAAAGGAAACUGUCAUUGAAAAGGGUACAACUGCCUAUGAGAACUUUGUGGUUGCAGGGAGUCCCAUCUACCGACAGUUUUGGUUGUUCGAUGUACAGAACCCAGAGGAUGUGAUGGCGAACGGUUCCGCUCCAAUUCUUCAGCAGAAAGGUCCUUACACUUACAGGAUGCGAUAUAAGCCCAAGGAAAAGAUCACUGAACAUGAAGACGGCACCCUGUCUUACUUCCAGCGAAACAUUUUUCUUUUUGAACCUGAAAUGUCCGUUGGGACAGAAAAUGAUAAUGUUACCACUGUCAACCUUGCUGUUGUGGCUGCACCAGUUUUGUAUCCGGAUGUAGUUGGCUUACUGAAUAUGUUUAUACAACAAUCAAAAUCAAAAUUUCUCCAAACUAGAACUGUGAAAGAAAUACUUUGGGGCUAUGAAGAUCCUUUCCUGAAAUCAAUUCCAAUACAAGGCAUUGAUAAAGUUGUUGGAGUAUUCUAUCCUUUCAAUGACACAUCUGAUGGCCCUUACCGAAUUUACAGUGGGAAAAACAAUAUAAGCCAGACGGGAAUUAUACACAGUUAUAAAAACAACAGGACCCUUGAAUACUGGCAAAGUUAUUGUGCUAUGGUGAAUGGCACCGAUGCAGCGUCCUUCCACCCUUUUGUCGACAAGAGUGAUGUGCUGUAUUUCUUUUCCGCAGAUAUUUGCAGGUCUAUCUCUGCAAUAUUUGAUACUGAGAAUACGGUGAAAGAGAUCCUUCUUUAUCGGUUCCCUAUUUCUCCAAAGGCUUUUGCCUCGCUCGAUAUCAAUCCGGAUAAUAUAUGCUUCUGCACCGAAAUGGAGCUGAGUCGGAACUGCUCACUAAGGGGAAUUCUGGAUGUCAGCUCCUGCAAAGGAGGCAAACCAGUCUACAUCACAUUGCCCCAUUUCCUAGAGGCGAGUGAGGAACUUUUUCAAUUUGUUGAGGGACUGAAGCCAAAUAUGGAAGAACAUAUGACUUUUGUGGAUGUGGAACCAAUCACAGGGCUUACCAUGCACUUUGCCAAAAGGCUGCAGAUAAAUUUACUGGUGCAACCGAAUUCAAAAAUCACAGUCCUCAAAAACAUCAAGCAACACUUUCUCUUUCCUAUUUUGUGGCUGAAUGAGACGGCUGUGAUCAGUGACGAGAAAGCAGAACUCUUCCGAUCAAAAGUGACCGACAAGAUCAAGUUGCUGAACAUCAUGCAAAUAUUGCUCAUCACUCUUGGUUGUGUGAUGUUCCUGGGAUUCCUCAUUGCCUUUUUCGCAUGCAGAAGAAAGACUUCCAAAUAA